UGUUCACUGAAGUUAAUUUGUUGUUUCGGGGGGGAUUUGUUCUGGUUCGGUUUAUUUGUUUAUUUUUUCUCGGAAUUUGUAUUCUUUUGGGGUGCUGGUUUUUUCGUGUUCUCUGCAAUCUAAACCAAGAUCCUGACGGGUAGAACGGACCUCCCCCCGCUCUUCUUUCUCUCUCUCCCCGGGCGGGUUUGCUGUCUUUUGCUCCUCUCUCUCUCUCUCUCUCUCUCUCUCUCUCUCUCUAUUUGCGAUUCAAUAUCUUGGUGGGUAAUGGGUUUUUCCCCACCUCACAGUAGCCUCUUGGCCUACCAACAGACAAAAUUCACACACGCCGCCACCAAAUUUUCGGUGGAGGUGGCUUUUCUUAAUUGGCUUUCUUUGUGUUCUGGGUAAUUCUAGAAUUUGUUGAGCUCUUCGUGAUUGGUUAGUUCUCCAUUAAAGCCCCCAUCGCCGCUCUGUCUUCAACCCCCUUCACUUAUAUUUCGGAGUUCAACAUGAGCUUUUCACAUGACAUGGAUGAUGAAUAUGAGAAACUCCGUCGGAGAAUGAAUCCACCCAGGGUUGUAAUUGAUAAUGAGGCCUGCAAGAAUGCAACCGUCAUAAGGGUUGACAGGGCAAACAAACACGGAAUUCUUCUCGAAGUAGUACAAGUCCUAAUUGACCUUGACCUUAUCAUAACCAAAGCUUACAUAUCUUCUGAUGGUGGAUGGUUUAUGGAUGUCUUUAAUGUCACCGAUCAAGAUGGAAAUAAGGUUACAGAUGACGGAAUUUUAGACUAUAUUCGAAAGUCUCUUGGUCCAGAUUCAUGCUUUACAUCCUGUAUGAGAUCUGUUGGGGUUAAACCAUCAAUGGACCACACUGCAAUUGAGCUAACUGGAAGUGACAGACCGGGACUACUUUCUGAAGUGUCUGCUGUGCUCACGCAUCUUAAAUGCAAUGUAGUGAGUGCAGAGGUCUGGACACACAACACUCGGGCUGCAGCUGUGAUGCACGUGACUGACAAGGAAACAGGGUGUGCAAUUACGAAUCCAGAGAGACUAUCUAGGAUCAAGGAACUUCUCUGUAAUGUACUUAAGGGCAGCAACAAAUUCAGUGGAGCUAAGACUGUGGUUUCCCAUGGGAUUACACAUACUGAGAGAAGGCUUCACCAGAUGAUGUUUGCCGAUAGGGAUUAUGAACGAGCUGACGACAAUGCCCCAGAUGAUAAGCAAAGACCUAACGUGAAUGUUGACAAUUGGUAUGAUAAAGGCUACUCUGUGGUCACAAUCCGGAGCAAAGAUAGGCCGAAGCUUCUCUUCGAUACAGUUUGCACAUUGACAGACAUGCAAUAUGUGGUUUUUCAUGCAAAUAUUGAUGCCGAGGGGCCAGAAGCUUAUCAGGAAUACUAUAUCCGGCAUAUUAAUGGAUCCCCUGUGAAAUCAGAUGCGGAGAGAGAAAGAGUUAUACAAUGUAUUGAAGCUGCCAUCGAGAGAAGAAUAUCUGAGGGCUUGAAGCUAGAACUCUGCACUACAGACAGAGUCGGGCUGCUAUCUGAUGUCACUCGCAUCAUCCGUGAAAAUAGCCUCACUGUCACAAGAGCAGAAGUUACAACUAAAGCGGGCCAAGCUGUUAAUACAUUCUAUGUUCGUGAUGCAUCAGGGUAUCCUGUCGAUUCUAAGACUAUAGAUUCCCUCCGGCAAGCGAUUGGCCAGACUGUGCUUAAAGUGAAAAGCCCCAAAGACUUGAAACCUGUCUCUCAGGAGUCUACAACUAGGUUCCUCUUUGGUGGUCUUUUCAAGUCUAAAUCCCUUGUUAACUUUGGGCUUGGUUAGGUCCUAUUCUUGAGAAACUCAAACUGAUCAGACGUCUCUCCCCUUGUACAUCGAAACCCCUCAGCCUCAUACUGCAUUACAAAUCUCAAACCAUUUUCAAUGGACAUGUGACUUAAUUUAGGCACAUAUAUUUCUCAGAAGAGGUAAGGGAAGCAUGGUGAGAGUCAUGUCAUUGUAGAUACCACCCAUUUGUCCUGCUUUAACCUCUAUAUGUUACAACGAAUCUAACCCCACGUUGGAUUUUUGACAUCAGAGAAAGAAAGUCUCGACUUUAAUCGUGUAAUGCCAUGGAACUAUCUGUUUUAACCUAACGUACAUAAUUUUUAUC
Carya illinoinensis is the source of this 2136-nucleotide messenger RNA. RefSeq names its product ACT domain-containing protein ACR4-like. The record is from RefSeq and is a predicted model, not a curated record. The coding region runs from base 492 to 1808 and encodes 438 amino acids. Lineage: Eukaryota; Viridiplantae; Streptophyta; Magnoliopsida; Fagales; Juglandaceae. The transcript is spliced from 8 exons.